Messenger RNA from Penaeus vannamei (Pacific white shrimp), 3157 nucleotides. NCBI's taxonomy places the organism in Eukaryota, Metazoa, Arthropoda, Malacostraca, Decapoda, Penaeidae. The record is from RefSeq and is a predicted model, not a curated record.
GGGGAUGGAGGCGGAGCAGGUCCCCUUGGAGGUCCCCCUCGAGGUCCCCUUCGAGCCCUCCGAGCCUGCGCCAAAAGGCCCUUCCACCAGCUGUCAAGGAGGAGGAGAGCCCACAGAGAGAGUGUGUGUGUGAAGGCCCGCGGGACUCACGGCCAGGUGUUGCUGCAGAAAAAAUGAGGACUUAAAGAAUUAAUGAUGUAAUUAAAAAAAAAGAAAAAAAAAAGAACCUUUUAAUCAUAAUUGAUAAUUAGAACCUUAUAAUUGAGAAAACAAAAGUGAAUUCAUAUUCAUAAGAAAAAAAAGAAACAUCCCCUUCCUUAACAUCUCCCUUAAUUAAAAGAUUAAAAGAAAAAAAAAUUGGUUCAUUUAAAUUUUUAAAAAAUGGUGAUACAAGACCUGCAACGUUUCCUCGAGUCACAAGUCCCCGGUGCCUGCGUUCCUGUGGAUCUGCUCAAGAUUGCCAAGAGUGUGAGCAUCAGGCGUGGUAACCAGCGAAAUGUCCCGCGAGGGGGGUAUGGCCAGCCUCCCCUCACACUCGUGGUGGAUGGAGAGUGCUGCUUGGACCGGCUCUACGGAGGAUUCUUCUCAGACUGGGUGUGCGGCGGCCAAUGGAAUCGCAUGGUGCAGUUUUUGGCGGUGCUUAUCCAGACAGUGCAAAGCAACAACAUAGAGCUGGCCGUGUUCUUCAAUGGUGCUCUCGAACAACAGCGGCUGAACGAGUGGUCGCGUAGUCAAAUUGCCCUCCGCAGAAAUGUCAACUCGGUGCUGAAACAUGUGACAGUGAAGGGUACUCCCCCGCCCAAGGUGUGGUGGGUGGCUCCUGUUGGCUUGCGGACCUGUUUGCGCAUGGCCUUGCGCCACCUUAAUAUACAAGUGCUUUGCACCAUGGACGACCACCACCAAGAGGUAAUUGCCUUCUGUCGAGAAAACAAUUACCAUGGACUCAUGGCGGAAGAUGCAGAAUACAUAAUAUUUGACCCCCCACGCUACUUCUCCUCACACCAGCUCAAACUAACGUACAAGGGGUCGCUGGAAACCAAAGAGUUUAUUCUAGAUGAAGUGGCGAGAGGUUUGGGUCUACAACGCAACUAUUUCUGCUUGCUGGCAGCGCUCUUAGGAAAUUAUUUACUCACAGAAUCUGAUCUCAGAGAUUUCUAUGCUGCAUUAGUUCCAAAUUAUGACAGACAACAGACUCCACAAGAGGAAGUAAUACGAGCAGUUGUCAAGUUCAUAGUCAACAGAUGUGAUGUCAAUAAUUUGCUUAGUGUUGGAGCACAGAUAUUUGGCUCCAUAAGUGACCCUCGUGUUGCAAAAUUCAAAGAAUCUGUACAAUACUUCCUCAACGGCACAAAAGACGGCUUCCUGCGCUAUAAACCGUUCCAGUCGGGGAGACGAGAUGGAGGUCACAGACAGUCUCCGCACCAGUCAGUUCCUAAACAAGAGGUCCAAGAAUCAAAGCACAGUGAGGGCUCAGACAGAGUGGACCUUGCCUCUAAGGGCGGAGGGCCACUGGGCCAUCAAGGACAUUCUGCUUCAAGCCUGGCUGUUGUCCCUGAGAGAGAGAACAGUGACAAUGGAGGAGGGAUGAGCACCGAGGGGGAGAGCGUUCCUGCCCCAGUGACACCCCAUGUGGCACCACCUCAGAUCGUGAUUGAGGUGACUGGUCCAGGGAGUCCGCAGGGUAGCAGCCGUGGAGGGAGUGGCUGUGGCUCACUCUCACCUGAAGCAGCCCAGCUAGAGCAGGCGCUGGAGUCCCGCCUGGGGGGGUUCACCAUCGUGGUUACUGGGGAGGAUGAGGAGGAGAUACAGCACCUUGAGGACUGGGGUGGGGAGGCAGGAAGAGGAGGAGGGAUGGAAGAUGCUGGAGGAGGAACCAAUCAUGGAGAAAGAGAAUAUUACGGAGGAGGAGGAGGAAGAAAAGGAGAUAGCGAGAGUGGUAGGGGUGAAAACAUUAAAGAGAUCUUUAAAGGAAUAGAGCAGAACAAAAGAGAGGAAGAGGAGGUGGAGGAGAACGUUGGAGAUGAUAAUAAGGAGAAAGAAAAGGACGAAGAGAGGAAGGGGGACCUGACGGUGCAGCCGGCUGACCUCGAUGACCACGACCACGACUCAGGUAUAUUAUGUGGUGGUUGCCUGGGCUCGACGGCCUCAGGUUCGCCAGGAGCCUCCCUCUUGCUCUCGUCCUCAUCUUCAUCCAGCAACAGCUCAGCUGCCUCCCCGUACCGCCUCACACCUGACGUGUCUUGGGCAGCGCAGGUGUACCGCUCCAACCACACUUCCCACUCUAGUAGUCCGAGUGAAAGUCAUCAGGAGCCCGGCCCCCAGAUUGACCCCAACCCACUGCCUCUACCUCCAGUCCCCCAUGAAGUCAUGCGAACGGCCUCCGAACGCCACCAGAAGGGUCUCAUGUGCCCUUGGGUGUACCAGGUCCUCACACAGGGUGAAGUGAAGUUUGGUGUGUGCAUGGAGGACGAAAAUAGCCGCGAGCUGCCUAAUGCUGUGCUGUUCUACCGGCCUGUCCGUCAGUUUGUUUAUGCCAUCCUGUUUAACCUUCACCAUCACACAUUUAUGGCCCGUAAAGCUAAAGAAGAAGGACAAAAGGGCCUAGCCACUGAGGUACCUGAAAUCAAGGUUCGCGAGUGGGUGUAUACCAAAAAUAACCCAUACCGCACUGCUGACAUUGUAGAAGCAACACCCAUCAAUUGGGCCGUGCCGACCGUCCAGAGGUUGUGGUUUGGAUCGGUUGUGGAUGACAAGAAACGCCGCCUCAGAGCGUUUCUAAGCUGUAUGCGAUCCGAUUCACCUCUCAUGCUACACACGUCCCAUGUUCCACAGCAUCUGCUAAUAAUGGCCACAGUUCUAAGGUAUAUAAUGAGCAAUCCAACGGGUCCAGUCCUGAGGAAACAAGAGCUUGACGCUUUCCUGGUCACAGCUUUCUCCCCAGAUCUCACAAAUGCGCAUUAUUUGCAAGAUUUGCAGUUACUGCAGAGGUGCUCAGUUAGCUGCACUUUUCAUGCUAGGGGUUGAGACAGCUCUCUUCGCCAACGAUGCAUGUGGGGCACCUGUUCCCUGGCUCAUGUGCUGCCCAUGGUUGUAUUUUGAUGGCAAGCUCUUCCAUGCAAAGCUCAUCAGGGCCAAUUGUGCCAGUCGCUUUGUUGAG